This is a messenger RNA of Castor canadensis (American beaver), 1314 nucleotides long. The record is from RefSeq and is a predicted model, not a curated record. Lineage: Eukaryota; Metazoa; Chordata; Mammalia; Rodentia; Castoridae.
AUGAUUCCAUGGAAGAGGCUCUGCUGGCGAUAUCACAUGUGGGCCCUUGGCUGUUAUAUGCUUCUGGCCAUCGUUGCUCUGAGAGUUUCUCUCAGAUUGAAGUGUGAUUUUCAACAUCUGGAUCUGGACUUCAGGGAAUUCCAAAGCCAGUACUGCAAGGAUAUCUUGUACAAGUCCCUGAAGCUGCCAACAAAGAGGGCUAUCAACUGUUCGGGGGUCACUCGAGGGGACCAAGAGGCGGUCAUCCAGGCUAUACUGGAUAACCUGGAAGUUAAGAAGAAGCGGGAGCCUUUCACAGAUGCUGACUACCUCACCGGAACCAAAGACUGUGAGCACUUUAAAGCCAAAAGGAAGUUCAUACAAUUCCCACUGAGCAAAGAAGAGACAGACUUCCCUAUUGCAUACUCUAUGGUGGUUCAUGAGAAGAUUGAAAACUUUGAAAGGCUGCUGCGAGCUGUGUAUGCCCCUCAGAAUAUAUACUGUGUCCAUGUGGAUGAGAAGUCCCCAGAAACUUUUAAAAUGGCAGUAAAGGCCAUUACUUCAUGCUUCCCUAACGUCUUCAUAGCCAGUAAGCUCGUUCCAGUGGUUUAUGCUUCCUGGUCCAGGGUGCAGGCUGACCUGAACUGUAUGGAAGACUUGCUCCAGAGCCCAGUACCAUGGAAAUACUUCCUGAAUACAUGUGGGACAGAUUUUCCUAUAAAGACCAAUGCUGAGAUGGUCCGGGCCCUAAAGCUAUUGAAUGGAAAGAACAGUAUGGAGUCAGAGAUACCCACCGAGUACAAAAAACUCCGCUGGAAAUAUCACUAUGUGGUGAAAGAUACAUUGCAUAUCACCAGCAAGACAAAGGACCUUCCCCCAUUUAAUUUAACCAUGUUCACUGGGAAUGCCUACAUUGUGGCUUCUAGAAACUUCAUUGAACAUGUCUUAAAGAAUCCCAAAUCCCAACAACUGAUUGAAUGGGUAAAAGACACCUAUAGCCCAGAUGAACACCUCUGGGCCACCCUUCAUCGUGCCUCAUGGAUGCCUGGCUCUGUUCCCUUCAACCACAAGUAUGACAUCUCAGACAUGACUGCCAUUGCCAGGUUGGUCAAGUGGCAAGACCAUGAAGGAGACGUCAAUGAGGGGGCAUCUUAUGCACCUUGCUCUGGGACUCACCAGCGGGGUAUCUGUAUUUAUGGAGCUGGGGAUGUGCAUUGGAUGCUUCAGAACCAUCACUUGUUGGCCAACAAGUUUGAUCCAAAGGUAGAUGAUAAUGCACUUCAGUGCUUAGAAGAGUAUCUACGUUAUAAGGCCAUCUAUGGGACUGAAUUGUGA